AUGCCUCGUCAAAACCGUGGUCGUGCCCCUGCCGCUCCUGCGCGCAGCGCUCCUGCUCGCCCUACUGCUGCUCCUGCCAGACCUGCUGCUCCUCAAACACAGCAGAGCCAGCCUCACUCGACUGCUGCUCAUGCCCCUGCUCCUGUUCAGCAGGCUCCUCCUAUGCCGGUUCAGAGCCAGGGACCUGGUCUGUUCGGUCAGAUGGCCUCGACUGCUGCUGGUGUUGCUAUCGGUUCCUCCAUCGGCCAUGCCAUCGGUGGCCUCUUCUCUGGUGGCAGCUCCAGCGCCCCCGCUGAGGCUCAGCCAGCUGCACCAGCUGCUCAACCCAUGGACAACGGACUCUACGCCAGCUCAAACAGUGCUUCGUCUUGGGAAAAUCCAGCCUGCGCCACCGAUGUGCAAAAUUUCCGCAAGUGCAUGGAUGAUAACCAGGGAAAUAUGUCCAUUUGCGGAUGGUAUUUGGAUCAGUUGAAGGCUUGCCAGGCUGCCGCUAAGCCUUAUUAG
This is a messenger RNA of Talaromyces atroroseus, 504 nucleotides long. RefSeq lists its product as hypothetical. NCBI's taxonomy places the organism in Eukaryota, Fungi, Ascomycota, Eurotiomycetes, Eurotiales, Trichocomaceae. The transcript has 2 exons. Gene Ontology annotation, cellular component: mitochondrion; nucleus. Gene Ontology annotation, biological process: mitochondrion organization. The coding region runs from base 1 to 504 and encodes 167 amino acids. The record is from RefSeq and is a predicted model, not a curated record.